GAGUGGCAUGGUAACACACAAUUCCCCCCUUCAAGCAACAAUCUAAUUACGUUAUAAAAAAAAUCUCUCUUUCUUUCUUCGUAAGAAUAUCAAGAAAAGAAUAGUAUGUUGAUUGGCAAUCGACGAAAGCCACAAAUGCAGAGAACGACAAGCAUAACGAGGAUCACCGUCGAGGUUGAAGAUGAUCAGACCGCCGGCCAAGAUUCUGACAUGGCUAUGGCGAUGGUAGACGGCGGAGGAAACUACAAUCAGCGGUUCUCGGGGAUGUUUUCGCCGGGAAAUAACCAAAGCGAGAGAAAAGACGACAGGAAAUCAUCGUUGUCGUCAUCGUCGUCGUCUACUUUUCUUGGAAACUGUGGCUUUUGCAAACGCCGAUUAGCUCCGGGUCGUGAUAUUUACAUGUACAAAGGAGAUAUAGCGUUUUGUCGCGUGGAAUGUAGAGAACAGCAAAUGGAGCAUGACGAAGGCAAAACCCGAAACAGCGUCGUACUAUCACCAUCAAACUAGAUAUAUGCAUCUUACUAUUAAGUUUAUAAGUCAUUA
This is a messenger RNA of Eutrema salsugineum, 543 nucleotides long. RefSeq lists its product as uncharacterized. The record is from RefSeq and is a predicted model, not a curated record. The transcript has 2 exons. Lineage: Eukaryota; Viridiplantae; Streptophyta; Magnoliopsida; Brassicales; Brassicaceae. The coding region runs from base 106 to 507 and encodes 133 amino acids.